AUGUCCCCUUCGAGAAUCUUUGCAAUCCAGAAGAAAAAAGCUGCAGAAAUACGCAAAACUCAGGUGCAACAGGUGAAGCAAGAAGUUCACGUGAAGCAAGAAGUGACGACACAUACUUUUUCGCGGCGAGCUAGUCGAGAACUUCCGAUUAUUGUCUUAGACUCGCCACCACGUGCUCCAGCUCCUAUCUCUAUAAAAAACGAGCCUCAGGUAGGAGGUUAUGAGGAAUCUGACACCGGACCUCAGCAAAAUGCUGAUAUAACCAUCAAUACGAAAUGUCAAUUCGAAUUCGCAGCUUACAAAUCGAAAGUGCAGGAAAUGAGACGCCAAAAAGCAGAAGCUGAAGAAACGGAAAAGCUAAAGGCAGAAAAACAGAAAAAACCGGACAAACCAGAAAAGUCGAAGCCAAAAGAGGAGAGAGAAAAAGCAAAACAUCUCGAGAGGGAAAAAUCGAAGAAAACCGAGAAGGAAAAGAAACAUGCGAAAGAAAAAAGCUCGAAAAAAACGCACAAAGAGAAAGAGGAAGGAAAAAAUAAGAAAAAACGAUCACGAGACGAGACGCCAUCCACGUCUACAGACACUCCAAAAAGACGAAAGAGAUCAUCGACGAUUGAGGAGUACGUUCCCGAGCCUGUCUCAAAAGAGCUUGUUCUUGAUACGGGAUAUGUACCACAUUGUAGUGGUGCACCAGUUACUGCGACAACUCCUAUAAAAAGCAUAUUAAAAAAGAGCUCAGAUAAAGAACGACUGCACAAGGUCUCGUCUGCUACUGAGUCAUAUCUCGAGAAGAAAAAGAAACAGCUCAAGCCAGACGCUGAUUUUUCUAAGAAAAAAAUUGCCUCUGCUGCAUCCGAUGAAUCCGCGAAGGCGUUGCGUCCAUCAAUUCCAAAGCCGAAGCCUAGAGACAUCAAUCAGGAUCUCUACAAACGACUAACCGAAGCUGAACCUAUUCGAAAAACACCUACAACAAAAAUGGGAACAGAGUACAACCCUGCUGAAAAGAAUCCUCGAAUCGCUCACGCUGUUUCGAAUGUUGCUUUCAGAUGCGUACCCAUAAAAAAUUGCAAAGUUCCUAUGGCUCAACGACAAACCAAUCUAGAACGUUUGCAAAAGGCAUUGGUUGAGAAGGUUCAACCGGAUAGACCUCCACACGGAGACAUUCUCUCGAAGCAGGUUGCUCUUGAGAUCGAAAGGGAGCUCGCUACGAAGGCUCAAUCGAGAGGUGGCUUCAGCAACGCUAUGAAUGUAAAGAUUUCCCAAGUCAGGAAGGCUAAUUUUGGGGAUCCCAGAUUUCAGCCAAAACAUGAUCUGACGAAGGUUCAAGCAGUUUCGAUGAAUCAGGCUUUAGCUUGUCCUAAACUAUCCAAGAAAAUCAAAAUCAAACCGAAACAUGAGCUCACGAAGUUAUCUGGUGAUAGGCUUUAUAAGGCGAUGUCAACGUACAUACUCAGUAGGGACGAUCAGUGGGAUUAUGGCUAUCCCCGAGCAACGGAAACAAGUAAAAAAGUCGUGGUGGUAAAGCAAUCCUACAUGGACAAAAUCAAAAAAAUGACAACUGGUCACCCACAAAAGAGAAGAUGCUGCCGUUGUCAAGCUGAGUUUGAAGUAGAUGUGGCUGACGGAAGUGUUUCUGAAGGAGAUUGCUACUACCACUCAGGGAAACUUUAUCCGACAAGAACGAGUCAUGAGUAUAGUUGUUGCGGCGGCGGCACAAAUUCUGAUCCCUGUAAGUUUUCGGACAAUCAUGUGCAUGAGGAAAAUCGACUCGACUUAACUGGAUACGACAGGCUCGCCUCUCUAAAGAAAGUCAAUGCUGCCCAUACAGAUAGUCCUGAUAGAAAUCCUGCCGUGUUCGCACUCGACUGUGAGAUGGUCUACACAGUAGUCGGCUUCGAGUUAGCCAGAGUAACGAUUAUCGAUGAAAAGAUGGAUAUAAUACUGAAUCAGUUCUGUAAACCUGAGGGCGCGAUCAUUGAUUAUAAUCAAAAGUAUUCCGGCAUCUCAGAAGCAGACCUUAGAUCAUGUACUGCUGAUCUGAAAGAAGUACAGAAAAAGGUCCGUUAUCAUCUCUCGGAGGACGACAUAUUAGUUGGGCACAGUCUUGAUUCCGACCUAAAAGCCUUGAAAUUGCAUCACAAAAAGUGCGUUGAUACGGCUGCUGUGUAUCCCCAUAAACGUGGCCUUCCCUACAAACGUGGUCUGAAAACACUGAUGCGCGAAGAGUGUGGAAAGGUGAUUCAGCAAGAAACAGAAGAUGGGGCGUUCGGUCAUGACUCAUCGGAAGACGCAAAAGCAGCGCUGGAACUAAUGUUCAAGAAGUUAGAAGAAGAUCAAAAAGCUGGAAAAUUUAGCGACGACGACUGA
Messenger RNA from Oikopleura dioica, 2364 nucleotides. The record is from the annotation of a GenBank genome assembly. NCBI's taxonomy places the organism in Eukaryota, Metazoa, Chordata, Appendicularia, Copelata, Oikopleuridae.